Ceraceosorus guamensis is the source of this 1070-nucleotide messenger RNA. RefSeq lists its product as hypothetical. The transcript has 2 exons. Gene Ontology annotation, biological process: respiratory electron transport chain. NCBI's taxonomy places the organism in Eukaryota, Fungi, Basidiomycota, Exobasidiomycetes, Ceraceosorales, Ceraceosoraceae. The record is from RefSeq and is a predicted model, not a curated record. The coding region runs from base 300 to 788 and encodes 162 amino acids.
CGUGGUCUGGUGGCCUUUGGACAACAUUGAUCACGGGACCCAAUCAGCAACGGCCGUGCGAUGACAUGGUUCCCGUGUACCUACCUACUUUCAUGAUUGCGUAUCUUGGCGAUCUCCUUCACCAUUCGCGAUGCCCGACAAUCUGUAGUACGAUCACCCUCCAGAGCGCUCACGAACGUUUUGCGCAGAGAACAGCCCGCUUGGUCGUCAUUGCCCAAAGCGCUGCGCUCAUAGGUCACCUGCUGUUGACGAUCCACAAACACUCCAGAUCACGCAUUAGCUUCGCAACAUUCCACACGAUGCUUCGCGCAACAAGCAUCAUACGAGCGGCCAGUGCAUCUGCUUCUUCGGCAGUAGCCCGCGGAUCGGCAGGAGCAGCGGCGCCACUGCGCACCAAGCUGUCCACAGAGAUCACUGGUCUAGAUGUGCAUCCCACCCCUCUGUCCGCUCUCAAGGAGACCUACACGAGCACUUUGAACCUGCUCUCUACUCUUCCUCCCAAUAGCGUCUACGCUCAAGCGACCAAAGCUUUGACGGAACACAGGCUCAACGUGCUACAGAGCGUCCAGAGCGGCGGCGCGACAGAGGAGGCUAUUGCUGCGUUUGAACAGCAGGUGGAUGCGGGUCAGGCCGAGGAAGUCCUGGUUCAAGCUCAGGACGAAUUGGCACUGACUACAAAGAUGAUCGAGUGGCAAGCACAUGAGCCUCUUGAAAACCCCCCGCCUGCCGGGCAAUGGGAGUACACAAGCAUCAGUCAGGAAAUUGGAGAGGGGGGUCAUCACACUUAGAUUUUGGACAUGCGUGCACCCACCCAAAUGUCGCAUUAGACCGCUGAGAUGUCCAACGAACCGUUUCUGGGCUUCGCCGACUUAGCACAUGGUCUUCAGCUUUCGGCACCUCGCAAUGUCAUCCCUUCAGGCUAUCAAAUUUUAACGUACGGCUUCUGGCGCCUGAGCAGGCGAGAUUCAGCGCUGCGCUUGCAAAGUGCGAUCCGACAAGUCAUCACACCCUCAGGGCAAGGCGAUUACUCUCAUUUUGCGUUUUGGGUAAAGUACAAAUGCUGAUGUCGG